AGAAACCUCGCUAAUAAAAAAAAAAACUGGAAUAAACCUCUCCCAAAUUACCUCCAAUCCGAAUCGGCGAUCCGGAUCCACAAUGUCCGUCCGCCAGACGAUGACCCGCUUCCCGCUCAACCCGGCGGAGCAGGAGGCGUGCGGCGUUCCGUGGGGCAUGACGGUGGCGCCGUUCGCCGCCUUGGACGAGAACGGCGUCGCGCCGGUCUACGGAUCCAACGGUGAGCUGCUGCCGCGAUGCGAGAAUUGCUGGGCCUACUACAACACCUACUGCGAGCUGGAUCAGUGGUCGUGGGACUGCUCCCUCUGCGGCACCACCAACGGCCUCUCCACGCAGUCCAUCGCCCAAUACUCGUCGCCAAAUUCCUGCGCCGAGAAUAUCUCCUCCUUCAUCGACCUCGAAUUACCUCAGGAAGGAUCCGAAGAAAUGAAGGCAAGGCCAGUGUAUGUUGCUGCUGUUGACCUCUCUUCAUCAGAAGAGUUUCUGGAACUAACUAAAAGUGCUCUUUUAGCAGCAUUGGAAGCACUGGGGCCCGGGUCACUUUUUGGUCUUGCUACAUUCAGCCAUAAAAUAGGCUUGUAUGAUGUUCAAGGGCCCAUUCCUGUAGUCAAGAAUGUCUUUAUUCACCCAGAGUCUCUUGAAAACCUAACAGUGGAGCUUGAGGAUGUUAUGCCACUGUUUUCAUUUCUGGCUCCAGUGGACACUUGCAAAGACCUUAUUGCAUCUGCCCUUGAAACUCUAAAACCAACAACUUCCUGGGAACGGACUACAGCUGCUGGUCAAGGAGUAGAUGGUGUUUUACUUGGUGGGCGAGGAUUUGGGGUUGCAAUGGAAGCUCUGCUCAAGUAUCUUGGAUCAGAGUAUGGGAAUACAUAUGCGCUGGCCAGAGUUUUUGCCUUUCUAUCGGGUCCUCCGGAUUAUGGUCUUGGCCAGCUAGACACCAGACGAUACGGUGAACAGUAUGCUAGUAAAGGAGAGGACGCUGAUCGUGCUUUACUCCCUGAGCAGACUCCAUUUUAUAGAGAUUUGGCUGCUGUUGCUGUUCAAGCCGGUGUAUGUGUGGAUCUAUUUGCUGUUACAAAUGAAUAUACUGAUCUAGCAUCUUUGAAGUUUCUAAGCAUUGAGAGUGGAGGCUCUUUGUUUCUAUAUUCAAGUACUGAUGAUUCAACACUUCCUCAAGAUAUGUACCGUAUGUUAAGUAGACCAUAUGCUUUCAAUUGUGUUCUCCGUGUCAGGGCAUCAUCUGAAUUUAAGAUUGACCAUUCAUAUGGGCACUUCUUCCCAGACCCGGAGUAUGAAAAUGUUCAGCACAUCAUCUGCUGCGACUCUUUUGCCACAUAUGCCUAUGACUUUGAUUUUCUGGGUGAUACUGGAUUUUCACUGCACAGCAAAGAGCGCCCAACAUUACAGAUUGCAUUUCAAUACUCAGUGGUUGUGCCUCCAAAUGAACUGUCAGGGUCAAGUUCAGGAACUUCAAAGAGAGAUACAUAUUCCCUGCAAAGGAGACUGAGGAUUAGAACUGUACAAUUUGAAGCUGCUCGCAAUAUCAACGAGAUUUAUGAUACUGUGGAUCCUGAAGUCAUUCUCUCCAUACUUGUUCACGAGGUGAUUUUGUCUUCGCUAGAGCAAGGAAUUCGGGAGGCUAGGAUUUUACUGCAUGAGUGGCUUGUAAAUCUUGUCGCUCAGUAUAAUGAUGCUUUCAAGCUUUUUGAACAUGGAAGAGGAAGUUUAACAACUUCCCGUGUUGAUGUUGCCUUCAGCCAAUGCCCUCAGCUGCAAUCUUUACCCCGCUUAAUUUUUGCUUUGCUACGGAAUCCUCUUCUUCGGUUUCAUGAAGAAGGUGUUCAUCCAGACUAUCGGAUAUAUCUUCAGUGUUUGUUCAGUGCCCUGGAACCUUCUUCACUUAGCCGUGCUAUAUAUCCUUCAUUGGUGUCGUAUGAAUCUCCAGAAAAACAAGCAUUCCCUCGCCAUUCCCUGAGCCGUGCUGCACUAAUAACAAGUGGCAGCCCAAUUUUUUUCCUCGAUGCUUUCACAAUGCUCAUUGUGUUCUAUUCCUCCACAGCUGACGCUUCCCUUCCUUUCCCUCCGCCCCAGGAUUGCCUUUUGAGAAGAAACAUCAACAAACUGAAGCAAGAGCGGAGUAUUACUCCUAAACUGAUUUUUAUAAGAGGGGGGAAGGACGAUGCAACGGUUUUCGAGAACUAUCUUAUCGAGGAACAGGACGUGGAAGGAAGUGGGUUCACUAGUGUUAUGGGUUUCGUCUCCUUCCUCGACGAGAUCAACCAAGAUGUGCUAGAAUACAUCAACAAACCAAAUGGUAAAUAGUGUUAGAAUACAGGAGUUGGAAUACAAAGUUGGUAAUUGUGGAUACAGAAGGUUAGUUCCCAAAUGGAGAAGCAGAUUGUCGUCGUCCAUGGGAAUUAUGUUGUUAAUCAAUCAUGUAUUGACUUUACUUUACUGUAGUGCUUUGUUUAUUUUUCAGGUUCUGUAUUGCUUUGUAAUAUUAGACCGUGGAAGGAGUUGAUUAUUUUGGGAUUCCAGAUUCCAAUUUCUUUUCUCCUC
Salvia hispanica is the source of this 2563-nucleotide messenger RNA. RefSeq names its product sec23/sec24 transport family protein. Gene Ontology annotation, molecular function: SNARE binding; zinc ion binding. Gene Ontology annotation, biological process: COPII-coated vesicle cargo loading; intracellular protein transport; endoplasmic reticulum to Golgi vesicle-mediated transport. Gene Ontology annotation, cellular component: COPII vesicle coat; endoplasmic reticulum exit site. The record is from RefSeq and is a predicted model, not a curated record. NCBI's taxonomy places the organism in Eukaryota, Viridiplantae, Streptophyta, Magnoliopsida, Lamiales, Lamiaceae.